AUGGGAACGAAGCACACCGCGACGCCGAUCCGGCGCAUCUCGAGCGGGUCGUUUGCAUCGCUCGCAGCACGAUCACAGAGCCAUGCAGAGACGCCGCUGACGUUUUUGCAGGACGAGGCGCUUCCUAUGCUCGCAGAAGAGACGGCAGCGCUCCAGGAGAACCUCGCCCAGCUCGGCGAGAUCCAGGGCGCGCUCUCGACGUUUAACGAGAGCUUUGCGACGUUUUUGUACGGAAUCAAGAUGAACGCGUUCUGUGUCGAGUGGCCCGAGGCGCCCGCGGACGAGAACUUGGCACGGGCGGCGCGCCGGCGCGCCGCUGCGCCGCCGCCCGAGCCGUACUCUGCGCCGGGCGACGAGUCGUACACGACCGACGCGGACGAUAGCUUUGGUGCACAGCGUACGCCAAAGCGCCCGGUGCAUGCGCGCGAGAGCGUGCGGCCAAAGGAGAGCGUGCGCCAGAGGGAAAGUGUGCGGCCCAAAGAGAGCGUGCGGCCCAAAGAGAGCGUGCGGCGCCCUGCGCCGGCCGCCGCGCAGCCCAAGCGCAUUCCUCUUGCGGCGCGGCGGCGGCGCGAAGCGUUUGCCGAGGAAGUCAUUGAUACCAUGCCGCUCGAGUACCGCAACGGCGACCCGAAGCAGCGCCGCCUCCUGCAGAGCGUCGUCCUUGCGCUGUUAUCAGCAGGCGACAAAGGCGUGCGUGUCGCAGACAUUGCGCAGACGCCCGACAUGCCCGCAGGGCGCGUGAACAAGGCGCUGAUUGCGCUGCUGGCCGCGAAUCACGUCGUGCGCACCUCGCAAAACGGUGUUGUAUACUCGCUGAAUACACAGCGGCAUGGGUCACUACCGUAG
This is a messenger RNA of Malassezia japonica, 846 nucleotides long. It is a transcript of the gene DAM1, whose product is annotated as DASH complex subunit dam1. The record is from RefSeq and is a predicted model, not a curated record. The coding region runs from base 1 to 846 and encodes 281 amino acids. Gene Ontology annotation, biological process: mitotic sister chromatid biorientation. NCBI's taxonomy places the organism in Eukaryota, Fungi, Basidiomycota, Malasseziomycetes, Malasseziales, Malasseziaceae. The transcript has 2 exons. Gene Ontology annotation, cellular component: mitotic spindle; mitotic spindle polar microtubule; mitotic spindle pole body.